AUGGAGGUGCUGGGCCGCUUGCUGGCCUUGGUCGCCUGUGUACUUCAGUUUUUGAUGCUGUUCGACUUGCGGGGCAAGUUCAGCGGCAAGACUGCAGACCACCUGAAGCAGAAGAGCAGGCAGGGCUGCGACCCGGUGCGCGACCUCUGCGACGCGCUGUCCAAAGUCCUGGCGGGGUAUACGGACGGCACGGGCGGGCAGAAGGGAAGGGGCAAAGGCGCUCCCACGAGGAGGCAGGAUGCCAAGGCGCAGCGCAUGGGCGACUUGAUUAGGGCGAUCGAGAAGACCCUCAGCAAUGCCAAGACGGGAAGCUGGAGCAUCGAGCAGCUGAUCAAGGACCUCAUGGGCACGAUCAGAAACUUCCAGGCUGCAGCCAGAGGCGGCCGGGACGGCGGGCGCAAGGAGGCAGACAAGACGAGCAACCAUCCGCGGUUGUCCAAGCUCGUCUGGAAGAAAGGGACGGUCUUCACGUACGCGGCCUACUGCCAGGUCAACGCGGUGCGGGACCUGGCGUUGGCGCAGCAGUGGACGGCUAAGGUGGGCAUCUUGGUACAGGUCGGGGGCAAGCCGGGCGAGAAGCCGCAGGACUGCCCCACUGCCGUGAUGAAGUGGCUCCGGGUCGAAGGACGGGGGCAAGGAGAGACCGUGGAAGGGUGCUGGAUCGCCCCGCUGGAUGACGCCCAGGGCCUGCCACUGAGCCUGGGCGGCGCGAAGAUGACCCGAGCACAGGGUGCAGUCGCCAAUAAGAACAACGCGACCGAAGAGCUCGUCACGCUCAGGGUGACGAUGGUCCAGCGGUUUGCGUCGGAGCCCGCGUGGAAGACCUCCAUGCUGUCUGCGUUCCACAGCUUAUGGAACACAGCAGGGGUGACCCGGACGUACGGGUUCAGGAUUCUGGAGAGCGCGGAUGACAAGGCCCGCACGUGCUUCGCGACAGUCCAGAAAUCCAAAGCCGCAGCCAUCCGAGCACAGAGUGGCAAAGCCGGCACUUUCGCAGAACAGCUCGUGUGCCAGCACGGGCGUGCAGUCGUCGAGUGGCAGAUGCAGGAGGACGGGGAGGGGCCGGUCGCCUACCUGGAGCGGGUCUUGCGACAGGGGCGCAGCAGCUCGGGCACAGACCCGGGCCUCGCCUUUCGGAGGGGCGGCAAAUCCCAGCUCGGCUGGCGUCAGCCCCCCGGCGCUGCAGCGGCGCCCCCUGACAAGCCCCUCCCGUGGGAGGUGCACGGAACGCCAGCGACGUGGUCUGAGGCUGACGUCGCCAGUUUCUUGGAGGACAACCGGUGGACCCAGGCCACAAUGCUCCGCCCGCGGUCGGGCCGCCGGGGCUGGGCAUUCAAGAUGGUUCCCCCUGCGGGGGCCCACCUGCAGAACACUUACGAGCUGCACGAUUCCACCGUGGUAAAGAUCCGCAGAGAAGUGCGCCGACAGGCUGGGAUGGAGGCGCGCCCCAUAUCGGCGAAACCAGGGUUCGUACGCUCAGACCAGGUGGAGGCCGGAAAGAAGCGCGAGGAGAAGGCGGCGAAGGCAGCAGCGGGAACUGAACCUGGCGCCGAGAAGGCCAAAGGAGGAGUGCCCGACAAGUCGCUCGGGUACAAGUCGUGGGACCUCGGCGGCUGCGGGGGCUGCUUCUACCGCGCGGUUGGGGCAGCCAAAGCGUUGCUCGAAGGCAAGACCCAGGAGGCGAUCGAGAAGAACGCCGAGGGCAUCGGGGCCAAGCUCCGCGCGGAGGCCACAGCGCUGAUCCGCGCGCACGGACUGUGGCAGGACUCGUGGGUCAAGGACGACAAUGCCACGCCUCAGAAGGAAGGCGGCCCGGUCCCGGACACUUGGGACAGCCGGGUCACCGCGAAUGCGCGGAAGGGCAUGCAGGCCAUGAAGGCGGCGCCUCUCCCAGUGUGCCUGAAGGACGAACACUAUUUCGCCCUCGUGCUGGACGUCGCGAAGGCAGAAUGGCCCAUGGAGUGGGGAGAAGAGCCUGAGGAAGAGGUCAGCAAGCAGCUGUGCCGAGGAGCAGGCGACGGCACAGACGACGGCGACCAAGGAUCGAACCUGGACGGGCGGUUCCAGAGCGACCGCCAGUCGGUCACCACCGCGGCCCGCGGCCGAGCAGUGCAGCAGCCGCAGGCGAACAACAGGAACACGCGCCAGCGGAACUACGAGGCGCAGUGGGCGAGGCACGGAGGCCGGCUGAGCAGGGCCGGGUGGGGCCGCCAGAGGGUUACCACCGAGCCGUGGGCCUGCCCCAUGAAGGACUGUGGGUACGUCUGCGCAGGCGUCGCCAAAAAGACCCUGGCCACGCGCCGCUCGCAGAAAAAGGAGCACAGGCUCAAGUGCCGCCCGGGCGCAGAUCCGCUCCUCUUCGACGCUCGCCAGGCCUCCGAUCCCGUCGCCGUCCCGAGGUCGGAGGAGGAGGUCCGGCAGCAGCUCGCACUACCCGCGGACGCCCCCGUCCCGGCGGAGCUCAUGAACAGACAGCGCCGUAAGUGCGGAAAGUGGUGGCCCAGCUUGAGCGCUGCAGCACAUGCGAAGGCCGUCGCCGCCCACAACAAGGCCGAGCACGCGGAAGACCGCCAGCAGGCCGGAGAGGCUCGCAAGAAGGCGCUCCAGGAGCAGAAGGAGGAAAACCGCGAGGCGGCAGCUGAGGGCAGGCAGCCACGGCAGCUCCACCUGGUGCGGCGGCACGCGCGGGACAAGGACGACGCGGCCAGGAAAGCAGAGAAGAACCAGUACCAGAGAGAGCGCUGGCAGUGGGAGAAGGGCGAGGCGCUGGCAGCCGGCCUGCCGUGGCCCCCCCCUGGUCACAGAGAACGGGCGGCCAAGAGCAGAGCCAAGUUGAAGGCCGAGUCCAGUGCGGCAGCCGACGCCAGGCCCGCGCAAGCCAGACGCAAAAGGCAGAAGGCCAGUUGA
Messenger RNA from Prorocentrum cordatum, 2907 nucleotides. NCBI's taxonomy places the organism in Eukaryota, Dinophyceae, Prorocentrales, Prorocentraceae. The record is from the annotation of a GenBank genome assembly.